GUAGGUUCGGCAAAAUACGCUCACUUUAUUUUUUUCCGCUCCGUUCCUCAGACUUGUUCUGAGUCUACAUCACCAAUGUGACCCUAAAUAUAUACGUACUAGUACUUUGGGAGUCCAUCUACUACUAGAGAGAAUUCCAAACAGUAUUUUUGUGUGACAAUGAGCACAGCGACAAAAGAAAAAAGAAGAAACUCUGAGAAGAGAAAAGAGAAGUCAAGAGAUGCAGCCAGAUUUCGACGUAGCAAGGAAACGGAAAUUUUCUAUGAGUUGGCCCAUGAGUUGCCCUUACCGCACAAUGUGUGCGCACAGCUGGAUAAAGCUGCCAUUAUGAGGCUUGCAAUAAGUUUUUUAAAGAUGAGAAGUCUUAUAGGAGAUGUAGUAACUAAUCGCCCAG
This is a messenger RNA of Saccoglossus kowalevskii, 394 nucleotides long. Its product is annotated as hypoxia inducible factor. Gene Ontology annotation, biological process: regulation of transcription by RNA polymerase II; cellular response to hypoxia. Gene Ontology annotation, molecular function: protein dimerization activity; RNA polymerase II transcription regulatory region sequence-specific DNA binding; DNA-binding transcription factor activity, RNA polymerase II-specific. The record is from RefSeq and is a predicted model, not a curated record. NCBI's taxonomy places the organism in Eukaryota, Metazoa, Hemichordata, Enteropneusta, Harrimaniidae. Gene Ontology annotation, cellular component: transcription regulator complex; cytoplasm; nucleus.